Messenger RNA from Scomber scombrus (Atlantic mackerel), 2412 nucleotides. It is a transcript of the gene tmem8b, whose product is annotated as transmembrane protein 8B. The transcript has 13 exons. The record is from RefSeq and is a predicted model, not a curated record. Gene Ontology annotation, cellular component: plasma membrane. NCBI's taxonomy places the organism in Eukaryota, Metazoa, Chordata, Actinopteri, Scombriformes, Scombridae. Bases 1 to 2412 code for a protein of 803 amino acids.
AUGUGGCAGCUGGAGCGUCUGGGCUCAGGAUGUAGCCCUCCGCGGCUCCUCUUGCUUGUUUACACCUCUCUGUGCGCUCUUGGAGACUGCCUUUUUGUGACUGAAUACUUCACCCGUACGCCUCGUAAGCUGAAUGCUUUCAACUCCUUUGCCAGUGUGGAACUGUUCCACUUCAAUGUGCCUGACGACACCAUGAUGGCCGUAUGGAACCUCAUCACCUUCAAGGAGCAAGGGGGCACGUUUGGAGACAGCUGCCCUAACCGCAAUGUGACUGUGUACUUCAGGUCCGGGGCUCCUCCUGUAAUCAACCCCCUGUACACACAUUUCCCUCGGGACACAGUUGUCCCAGGAUCCUUUGCAGUGACUCUGACCUGGACUCUUCCAAACCGUACAACAGGAGCAUUCAAUGUGACCAGCCCUCUCCCUGGAGACUGGUUCCUAGCCGCACAUCUACCCAAGGAUGAAGGCAAGAUUUCAGUCAAGGGUCUAUCUGAAGAAUGCCAGUAUCUGUUCCAACCUCAGCUCAUUGUCCAAAAGCUGAUUGGGAUUUCAGUGCUCUAUCCUGGAUACUUCAUCGACCAGAUGAUCCCCGUCCACAACAGAUCUGCACUUUAUAAAGUGUUCAUCCCCAAUUAUAUAUCAAAGGUGAAAGUUCAGCUGGUAAACUGCAGCACCAAGAACAAGAGUAGCGACAGUUGUCCUGUGGUGCUGAAGAUAAGAGCGCGGGCGCCACCGGUGCAUAACUCAAGUGCCCUCGACUGCAGGGAGUGGAACCCUUGUGAAUUAGACACCCUUGUUCCUGCCUGGGAACAAUGGUACUACAUCCUGGUGGAGAGAUAUCUAGGAAACUAUGAUGUCUACUUCCGCAUCGGAGUGCAGGUGACAGAUUGCUCCAAGUCCAAUUUGUCAAAGGACCAAUCACAACCCGGCUCCUCAAUGAAUAUGCCGCAGUCUUUUGGAACAGCGAUGGGUUUCUCCUUGUCCGAUACGCUCUCAAUGGCGGCCCUGCCCAGCCUGUCGCAGAAUGCCAGUCACCUGCAUACCUCGGAGGACAGCAUCAUUUACCUCAACCCCACUGCCGACACAAACAAGUGCUGGCCCAUCCGUCCGACUCUGCGCAAUGAGCUGGACACCUUCUCUGUGCACUUCUAUGUCUUCUUUGGUCCAAAUAUAUCGAUUCCACCGGACAGGGCUGCUGUGUUCGCCAUCAACCUCAUGCCAGUUUUAGACAGCGGAGGAGUCCUCAACAUGGAACUCAAGCUCAACAUGUCUACACUGAAAGGUGCUAAUGUCACAGUGUUUGGCUGCCUGAACCACGGCAUGCCUCUCUUCCUGCGGGAAAACUCAUCACUGAAAUGUGAAUCAGAAUCUGUGGCCGGCUUUUCCCUUUCUGUGAACGCCUCUGCUAACAUCACCAAGCUGAGGAUCCCUUACCCACAAACAGGCACCUGGUACCUCAGUCUGCGCUCUCUAUGUGCCACUGAACAUGGAUUUGAAGCGUGCACCAAUGUCACUGCCGAGGUGUAUAUGCGCUCCUACCUGACACCAUGCAUCAAUGACUGUGGGACAUAUGGACAGUGCAAGCUUCUGCGCACCAACAACUACCUUUAUGCCGCAUGUGAAUGCAAAGCAGGCUGGGAUGGCUGGGGAUGCACAGACAACUCGGAGGCCUAUUCCUACAGUUUCCAGCUCCUCUCGACCCUGUUGCUCUGUCUCAGUAACCUGAUGUUCGUCCCGCCAGUGGCCAUAGCAAUCAGAAGCCACUACCUGCUGGAAGCUUCAGUCUAUAUCUUCACCAUGUUCUUCUCCACUUUCUACCAUGCAUGUGACCAGCCAGGCAUUGUGGUCUUUUGCAUAAUGGAGUAUGAUGUCCUGCAGUUCUGCGACUUCCUUGGGUCACUCAUGUCAGUGUGGGUCACUGUCAUCGCUAUGGCCAGGCUAAAGUCCAUCAUCAAACAGGUGCUGUAUCUGCUGGGGGCCAUGUCUCUGUCCAUGGCUUUGCAGCUGGACCGUCACGGUCUGUGGAACCUGCUGGGACCCAGUCUGUUUGCUCUUGGCAUCAUGGCGGUGGCAUGGACGGUGCGCACCAUCCGUCGGCGGCGUUGCUACCCACCCACCUGGAAACGCUGGGUGUUCUUCCUCUUCCCGGGUACUAUGAUCGCCACAUCUGCUGUGGCCCUCUACGCCUUCGUAGAGACAGAGGAGAACUACUUCUACAUCCACAGCAUCUGGCACAUGCUGAUCGCGGGGAGUGUGGGCUUUCUUCUUCCGCCUCGAGCCAAGCCUGACGCCAAGGUGACCCCGCUGAAGCGCAGGCGAGGCUGCGGCUAUCAGCUGUGCGUGAAUGAGCAUGAGGAGCUGGGCCUGGUGGACCCGGCCAUCAUCUCCAUCAACAGCAUCUGUACCAGCUGA